AUGACUGCAUAUACAUAUGCUAUUAAGGGCAAUGAUCUCGCCGAUGACGAAAGGGAAUCAGUGCUACUUAAGAAAUUUGGGGAAACCCUGUCAAAGGGGGCGAUGAUUAGGUAUCAUAACUUGCCCGAGCAUUCAAUUGAUUUAUUUUCCAUGCUCGCUGAUGCUUUCGUCAAGGCUCAUGUUGAAGCCAUCAAGGUCGAAACACGAAAAUCGGACUUGUUCAAGGUCAAGCAACGAGAUGACGAGACCCUCCGCGAGUUUGUGGCUCGGUUUCAAAUGGAGCGCAUGGACUUACCCCUAGUCACUGACGAUUGGGCCGUUCAGGAUUUCACCAAAGGGCUCAAUUCAAGGAGCUUGAUAACAUAUAUGGAGCUAAAGCAAAAUCUGAUAGAAUACCCAGCGAUCGCUUGGGCUGAUGUACACAACAGGUAUCAGUCGAAGAUCAGGGUCGAAGAUGAUAAGAUUCUGAGGGCUGCUUGGGUAUCAUGGCAUUCCGGUAAAGGGAGUGAUCGAUUGAGGAGAGUGGUAGAUCGGGAUUCCAGAUUGUCAUAUGACAGAAAUGCUGUCGAUAGAGCCCCAGGAAACAGAGAAACUCCAAGGUUAUCCGAGUACAACUUUUGCGUCGAUGUAGCAACUAUAUCGGCGGCCGUUAUCCGAAACAAAGAAACAAGACAUCCAAGGCCAAUCCAAUUUGAUCCAGAGAAGUGGGAUAAAAGUCUUAUUUGUAAGUAUCAUCAUACUCACAGCCAUCGGACCGAGGAUUGUCGGCAGCUGAGAGAAGAGGUCGCUCAUCUUUUCAAUUUGGGACAUCUUCGAGAAUUCCUAAGUGAACGAUCAGAACCCCAUUUCAAGAACCUGGACUCCAACAAACAGGAUAGGCCGGAAGAGCCUCAGCGGGUGAUACACAUGAUCAUGGGAGGAACUGACGUUUCCAUUGGGUCGGUUGUAAAACGCACCAAAAUCUCCAUAACGAGGGAAAAGCGUAUCCGGAAUGAUGACCCCGAUGGUCCCAUCACGUUCAAUGACGAGGACAUAGAAGGCAUCGCCCAGCCGCAUAACAACGCACUGGUAGCUCGGCUAAUAUCAUUCGAUGGAGAGUCAUCGAACAGCUGGGACUACUAG
Molecule: messenger RNA, 1122 nt
Organism: Lycium barbarum (goji berry)
Lineage: Eukaryota; Viridiplantae; Streptophyta; Magnoliopsida; Solanales; Solanaceae
Exons: 3
Coding region: 1-1122 (373 amino acids)
Source: RefSeq, a predicted model, not a curated record